AAACGGAGCCGUGGGGCGGGGUCGUGAAUACUGUAAACAGUAACGUGCGAUUUGGUCACUUGCAUGAGCUGCAGAGCUUCCGUGAACGCGCUUUCUUUUUCAUUGAAGUUGGACCUGCAAAUAACGUUGCUGUCUCUCACUUAACUUGAGUCUAAAAUCAGAUUGCGCCAGACCUCACAAGCAUGGCGUCAGAAUGUCUGCAGGAUCUGCAUAUUGAAGGUGAAGAGCAGCGUCACAUCUCUACAAAGGUGAAGAUGAGCCAGAUAGUGCUGCCCUGUCAUGCAAACCACUGUGGGGAACUGAGUGUCGGACAGCUGCUGAAAUGGAUGGACUGCACAGCUUGUCUCUCUGCUGAGAGACAUGCUGGAUGUCCCUGUGUAACAGCUUCUGUUGAUGACAUCUACUUCGAGCACACCAUUGGUGUGGGACAGGUGGUCAACAUCAAAGCCAAAGUUAACCGAGCCUUCAAUUCAAGUAUGGAGGUGGGGAUAGAGGUGAACUGUGAGGAUCUGUACAGUGGUCGUCAUUCCAGAGUUUGUCAGGCCUUCGCCACAUUUGUUGCCAGACGCACAGGGACAAGUAAGGUGCAGUUAAAGCAGGUGCUUCCUCGCACACACAGAGAGCAGGUGGAACACAGUUUAGCAGCUGAGAGAAGGAGAAUGAGACUUAUUCACCAUGACAUCAUGGAGGACUUGCUCAGCAACAAGAACUUCCAGAAGAGUAUCACUGAGGAGGAAGACAGCCGUGAUGAAGAUGAGGCAGUGGACACAGAAAGGACUCGUGUGGAGAGCGUGGAGCUCGUUCUCCCUCCUCAUGCCAAUCAUCAGGUCAAUACAUUCGGAGGCCAGAUUAUGGCCUGGAUGGAAAAUGUGGCAACCAUUGCAGCCAGUCGUUUGUGCAAUGCCCAUCCCACUUUGAGGACCAUAGACAUGUUUUACUUCAGAGGACCUUCUCAAGUUGGAGAUCGGUUGAUUCUGAAAGCCAUUGUCAACAACACAUUCAAGAACAGUAUGGAAGUAGGCGUAUGUGCUGAAGCCUAUCAAGGAGAGGAACCUCUGAGACACAUUAAUAGUGCUUUCAUGACAUUUGAGGUGUUGGAUGAAAAUGGAAGGCCACGCCAACUGCCUACUAUAAAACCUGAACCUCAGGAGGGUAAGAGGAGGUACCAAGAAGCUCUUGCCAGGAAGAAGAUUCGACUUGAUAGGAUGUACAUCAUCACAUGUAAGCAGACUGAAGUGCCGCUGUCUGUCCCCUGGGACCCCAGUAACCAGGUAUAUCUGAGUUACAACAACGUGUCUGCAUUGAAGAUGCUUGCAGCCAAAAACAACUGGGUUCUCAGCUCAAAGAAGAACCACGUGAGUCUGUAUACAGUGGAGGAGAAUCAGAGCUUGUGUUUCAGGGUGGAGUCUGAGGUGGAUGUCCCAGCACACAGAGCAUGCACCCUCGUCUCAGAUCUUAGCCGUAGACAAGAGUGGGACCAACAUUACACUUCGUGCGAGCUGCUCAUCAGGGUGGAUGAGGAUGACGUCAUCUAUCGAGUUGUUACACCCUCGGUGGGUGACAAAGGGAAAGCUCAGGACUUCAUUUUACUGGCUUCUAGAAGACCACCCUGUGAUAGCGGGGAUCCGUAUGUCAUUGCCCUAAGAUCCGUCACUCUGCCUACUCACCCACCCAUAGAGGGCUUCAACAGGGGUGAGGUGGUCUGCGCUGGUUUCACUAUUUAUGUGGUGUCAGAAAGUGUCUCUAAGAUUUCCUAUUAUAAUCAGGCCAGUCCAGGAGUGCUGCCAUACAUCUCCACUGAUAUCGCAGGGCUCUCCUCCACCUUUUACUCCACGUUCUGCGCAUGUAGCCGGUACCUGCUGGAGAACAGAGUCAGUCCAUCUGCACACACAUCUGGUACAUCAUCACAAUCUGCUGUUGGGUUAAAAAUACCAUUGUGAUGCAGCCAACUCAGUCUUAUUGGCCAUACUUACCUCUGUCUACAUUUCUAAAUUAACCACAAAAUAUCACAGUGAAAACAAGAAAUAUACAUGGUGACUAGUGAGGACUAAGUGGUUAUUAAUUCAGUCACUCACCUCUUUUGUUCAUAUAUAUUUUGUUAAGAUAAACCAUCCAUUACUGUGUCAUUUGUAUUGAGGGGCUUUGUUGUAAUAAAUGGUACUGAUAAGUGUUUUAAUACUUUAUUGGAGAUACUAAAUUUCUCCACUGAUACCGAUACAUGAUUAUUCAGAGUUAUAAUGAUUCUGAAGAGUAUUAUUAUUUCCUAACUUUAUAAUUGUUAUUAAUUCAUUUAAUGACUAUUCAUAUCGAACAUCAAACUGGUGAUGUUUCUAAAAUGGGUCAUAUGACACGGCUAAAACGAAUAUUAUUGUUUGGUUUGGAUGUAAUGUAAUGUGAAUACAAGAUUUUAUGUUCAGAAACACUGUAUUUUCCUCAUACUGUGCAUGUUUGUAUCUCCUUUUUGCCCCGCCUCUCUGAAAUGUCGAAUACGGCAAGAGUGUGACGGAAAUGCAACACCUCUUACCAUAUCAGGUUCCAAAGCAAUUGUACUAACAGGUACGCCCACCUUACUUGCUUACAUUUUGGCGGUCUUAGUCAAAUCAUACCACAAACUGACGUAGAUUUGUUGGGGUGUGGUUACACAAGGCGUUUCAGGCAGGUCUGGAUGGACAUUCGCUUUUAGAUAGAAUGCAUCUUGUAUUCCGACACUUUAAUUUUUGCAAUUUUACGUGUCUAAUACAUGCAUGGGCAACUUAUAACACACCAAAGACACAGAAAAACACAUGUUCACGCCAUAUUUAACAUUUUCAAUAUACAGAGCACAAAUUCAUAUCCAUUUAGAUUGACAUGAUAUAUCAUCCCUGAUCAUCGGCUGUUUUAAAAUAUCAUGUAUACAUGGUAUAAUAUGUUAAUUCCAGAUGUAUACUUACAAAAUUGUUAACAGAGUCAGAAAGACACUGAAAUCAUCAACAACCCUAUCCAUAAUAUAGGAACAUGAUCUCUGUUUAUGGUUUGCUAACCUCUCUUCUUGUGGAAUGAGUAACAAUAGUGACAUGCUGCAUGGUUUCCGUCAGGUCUGUUAUAUCUGGCACUGUCACAUCCCUAAUUGACAGCUUACUUUCCCACAUUGGCAUAAUUCAAAAUGUUUACAAAGUACAUGUUAUUAUUUUAGAAGUUUUUAAAAAUGAAUUCUUAACACUAACAUUUGUUUUAUGUCCUUAUAUACCUGUAAUGUAUUGGUGCAGAAAAAUGUAUGUUUAUUACUGAACAAAUGUUUAAGAGUGAAAUGAACAACAAUAUGAAACAUUUUAA
This is a messenger RNA of Triplophysa dalaica, 3312 nucleotides long. RefSeq names its product acyl-CoA thioesterase 11a (gene acot11a). Gene Ontology annotation, molecular function: thiolester hydrolase activity; lipid binding. The transcript is spliced from 16 exons. The record is from RefSeq and is a predicted model, not a curated record. Gene Ontology annotation, cellular component: extracellular exosome. The coding region runs from base 183 to 1940 and encodes 585 amino acids. Lineage: Eukaryota; Metazoa; Chordata; Actinopteri; Cypriniformes; Nemacheilidae.